Coregonus clupeaformis (lake whitefish) is the source of this 5395-nucleotide messenger RNA. RefSeq names its product discoidin domain-containing receptor 2. Gene Ontology annotation, molecular function: collagen binding; ATP binding; protein tyrosine kinase collagen receptor activity. Gene Ontology annotation, cellular component: signaling receptor complex; membrane. The coding region runs from base 197 to 2800 and encodes 867 amino acids. NCBI's taxonomy places the organism in Eukaryota, Metazoa, Chordata, Actinopteri, Salmoniformes, Salmonidae. Gene Ontology annotation, biological process: protein phosphorylation; cell surface receptor protein tyrosine kinase signaling pathway; positive regulation of kinase activity. The record is from RefSeq and is a predicted model, not a curated record. The transcript is spliced from 17 exons.
UGAGUAUGAGAGGGACCUGAGCGGAGCGAGCAAGAACAGAGAGAAAAGGCUUGGAUUCUAACAGACAGAACUGGGGACACGGACACUCGCUGGAAUACUCCACCGCUUCCUCUGAGCAAAUGGUUUGAAAGGACAAAACUCUUUAAAAGUUUGAAGACCCUCUGUGUGUGAGUGUGUGUGUGUGUGUGUGUUUGGGAUGAAGCGCCUGUGGGGGACACACUUUCCGCUGCUCAUCCUGCUCUACCUGUUAGGAGACGUCACCUCGCAAGUUAACCCUGGUGUGUGUCGGUACCCUCUGGGGAUGUCCGGAGGACAGAUUCAGGAUGAAGACAUCUCAGCCUCCAGUCAGUGGUCUGAGUCUACAGCUGCUAGAUACGGCAGGUUGGACUUUGAGGAGGGUGAUGGUGCGUGGUGUCCAGAGAUAACGGUUGAACCAGACAGUCUUAAGGAGUUCCUCCAGAUAGACCUGCGUUCCCUCCACUUCAUCACCCUGGUUGGCACCCAGGGCCGCCACGCAGGGGGCAUCGGCAACGAGUUCGCCCAGAUGUACAAGAUUAAAUAUAGCCGUGACGGCAGCCGCUGGAUUUCCUGGAGGAACAGGCAAGGCAAACAGGUGAUAGAGGGAAACAGGAAUGCGUAUGACAUCAUGCUGAAGGACCUGGAGCCUCCGAUCAUCGCCCGCUUCGUGAGGUUCAUGCCCGUCUCAGACCACUCCAUGAACGUCUGCAUGAGGGUAGAGCUCUACGGCUGUGAGUGGCUCGAUGGUCUGGUGUCCUACAACGCCCCAGCAGGAGAACAGAUGAGUCUGGAGGGCCAGCCUGUUCACCUCAACGACUCAGUGUACGAUGGAGCUGUCAUCUACAGUAUGACGGAAGGGCUAGGCCAGCUGACUGAUGGAAUGUGUGGAUUAGAUGACUUCACUCAUAGCCACGUCUACAAUGUGUGGCCUGGUUACGACUACGUGGGAUGGACCAAUGAGAGCUUUCCCAACGGAUACGUGGAGAUCAUGUUCGAGUUUGACCGCACACGCAACUUCACCACCAUGAAGGUGCACUGUAACAACAUGUUCAUGAAUCAUAUCAAGGCGUUCCGCCAGGUUGUGUGUUACUUCCGUUCUGAGGCUGACUGGGAGGCCACGCCCCUUUCCUUCAGUCCCGUGGUGGACGACGUCAAUCCCAGCGCCCGAUUUAUCACCAUCUCUCUGGCCAAUCAUAUGGCCAGCGCAAUCAAGUGCCAGUUCUACUUCGCUGAUGCCUGGAUGAUGUUUAGCGAAAUCACCUUCCAGUCAGACACAGCCAUGUACAACACUACCCUGGCUCCCCCCAAGACUGGCAGCGGCCCCCCCACCAGCACUCAACCAGGGGAUGACCCCAUCCACAAAAUAGACGACAGCAACACCAGAAUUCUGAUUGUAUGCCUGGUGGCCAUCAUUCUUAUCCUUGUCGCCAUCAUCGUCAUCAUCCUCUGGAGGCAGGUCUGGCAGAAGAUGCUGGAGAAGGCCUCGCGGCGGAUGCUGGACGAUGAACUAACUGCUAGUUUGUCACUACAGAGCGAGACGUUCGCCUUCAGCCACAACAACCCAACAUCAUCGUCAGCACCCAGCGAGCAGGAGUCUAGCUCCACCUACGAGCGUAUCUUCCCCCUGGGCCCUGACUACCAGGAGCCCUCACGACUCAUACGCAUGCUGCCUGAGUUCUCCCACACCUCUGAGGAGGCCGCUUUGACCAGCACAGCAGUGACAGCCUCCAAGGCUCCCACUGCAACAGUUGCCCAGGACGGAGUCCCUCACUACGCCGAGGCAGACAUCGUCAACCUGCAGGGCGUAACAGGGGGCAACACAUACGCGGUCCCUGCUCUAACCAUGGACCUGCUGUCAGGGAAAGACGUGGCAGUGGAAGAGUUCCCCAGGAAACUGCUCACCUUCAAAGAGAAGCUGGGCGAGGGACAGUUUGGAGAGGUCCACCUGUGUGAGGCAGAGGGCAUGCAGGAGUUUAUAGAUGAGGAUUUCUCCUUCAACAUCAGUGACAACCAGCCAGUACUGGUUGCUGUUAAGAUGCUCAGAGCAGAUGCUAACAAAAAUGCCAGGAAUGACUUCCUGAAGGAGAUUAAGAUCAUGUCUCGUCUGAAGGACCCCAACAUCAUCCGUCUGCUGGCCGUGUGUAUCUGCAGCGACCCCCUCUGCAUGAUCACAGAGUACAUGGAGAACGGUGACCUCAACCAGUUCCUGUCCCGCCAUGAACCUGAGGGACAGAUAGCGCUCAUCAGCAACGCAACCACUGUCAGCUACAGUAACCUGCGCUACAUGGCCACUCAGAUCGCCUCAGGGAUGCGGUACCUCUCCUCGCUUAACUUUGUCCACAGAGACCUGGCCACGAGGAACUGUCUAGUGGGGAAGAACUACACCAUCAAGAUCGCUGACUUUGGCAUGAGCCGGAACCUGUACAGUGGAGACUACUACCGCAUCCAGGGUCGGGCCGUGCUGCCCAUACGAUGGAUGUCCUGGGAGAGCAUACUGCUGGGUAAGUUCACCACAGCCAGUGACAUGUGGGCGUUUGGGGUGACGCUGUGGGAGACCCUGACCUUCUGUAAGGAGCAGCCUUACUCCCAGCUGACUGACGAACAGGUCAUAGAGAACACUGGGGAGUUCUUCAGGGACCAGAAACGACAGAUCUACCUGCCCCAGCCAGUGCUGUGUCCUGACUCUUUGUAUAAGAUCAUGCUGUGUUGUUGGAGGAGGAACACCAAGGAGAGGCCUUCCUUCCAGGAGAUCCACCGAGUGCUGCUGGAGAGCCAAGCUUAGGGCCUGCACCCCUGGGCCAGCACACACAGACAGACAGACAGAUGGCUGAAACGCAUCAACAACGCAUUAGGCCUCCGUCUAUAAGUCAAAAGUUCAACUCAGUUCAACUUUUGAUGCACAGAAAAAUGACAGACAAAUUAUGAAUGGCUGUCUGUUGUCUCAGCUAGAGAAGCCAAAGUGAAAUGUAGCAAUGAAAGUUCUGCACUUCUUUAAAUGUAGCAAUUAUUCCAAAUUGUGCUAGAAAUUAGUAUAAAGUUUCCACCUUGUUUAAUGCAGUGUAAUGUAAUGUCACAUCUAUGAAUUCAAUUGUGUUUUCUUUAAGAAGACUGCUUGAAUGUAUAUCAGAUGUCUUCAUUAAGCAAACCAUCAGUGUUCAGUUUGGAUACUUUAUUUUUAUUUUGAUACUUUAAAAGUUUGUAUUCUUCUGCAAGUUUAUUCAUCUCAGUCACUCUGACAGUUUCUUUGUACACUUUGCUUAGAGCCAACAGGGAUAAUGAUCAUGUAGUCAAUGCAUUAUAUGACUCUUUACAUGAUCCUGACUUACUAUCACCCAUUUUGAAUCUGUUGACAAUGUGUCAUAUAGAAAUGGAUAUCUAACAUUAUAACAUUAUAUCUAAUCUAUUGGCUUUGAGUAAAGAGUUACAAGGGAUGAACAAAUUAAUAACAUGGGCAAUAACCAUCAUUUGACCAUAUCUCAACUGUAGUACUCUCUGGCAGUACACUUUGUCACAGUGUCUGCCAGUGAUAUUUGACCAAGGGUGCUCAAAGACAUCGGUGUGUAUGUACUUCAAUAGAUCUUGUUCAAUCUCAAAUAAUAAUGUUUUGUAUUGAUAUUUAUAUGUAUUGUUUAUAUUUCUUUGUUUAGUUUGCUUUCUGUUUAUAUAUUUGGGUACUGAUCAGCUUUUCUUUUUGCAUGGGAAAAGUUGUACAAAGUUGUACGUUGUGCAAUUUUCUAAAUUCAAUUUUGUAGUUUUGUAUUUCGUUCAAUGUCUCAGUCGAGAGUCGUUUCAGAAAAUGGCAGUUGGCUUUGUGGAAUGUGGGGUGGAGGAUAUGCCUUAAAUAACAUUACAAAUGCUGGUUCUCAUUCAUAUUUGUGACCAAAUCACUGUCCAAAUCAGAUCAUAUAUAAGCUGCAUUACUGCUGGUCCAUGUUCAGUCCAUACUGAUCAGAUCAUAAAUAAGCUGCAUUACUGCUGGUCCAUGUUCAGUCCAUACUGAUCAGAUCAUAAAUAAGAUGCAUUAGUGCUGGUCCAUGUUCGGUCCAUACUGAUCAGAUUAUGGUGCUAAUCAGGAUCCAGACUGGAGGGGAGAGGAUGGGCCAACUGUAAGUUCGGAUGGAUCUUUCGAAAGGGAAUUUUAGGAAACUAUGCUUCUAGAGAGAAGGAUUUUUUAAAUGGUUAGUAUGUUUGCUACCUUUAUACAACACAUUUUGUUCUAAGCUAUCAUUGUGUUGUAUUGAACGUGUUAAAAUGGACAGUUGUUCUGAACAGGAAAACAACUGUUUAUGAUGUAUCUCUGUUGAAAGAGAGUGAGAGCUGAAUGGUGGUUAGAGGGUUUCUGAAUAGAGUUAAGGUGAGGAUGAUAAUCGGUCAGAAGGAUUUCAGACAAUCUCAACUGCACACAAGGACAGUUGUUGUACAACAAGACCGUUACUAUAGUAGCUAUUAUGAUUAUGCAAUUUUUACACCAUUAGCUUGGAAGGUUUGAACCCUAAAUGACUUCAAUAUGUUAUCAAUCUUCAUGGUCUACAGGCCUAGUUUUGAUGUCAUACUUCCUACAAUCACACACAGAUUCAACUUUACUCAGGGGCCUUCUCCUUCUAAUCAGCAACCUUUGCCCCUGGAACUUAUUAUUCACAUUGUGGUGUCACUAUAUGUCAUUAUGGGCCAUCUUUAUAGGUUGUGUUCAGUUAUAGGCUGAGACCCAAAUCAAACACUAUUCAAGUUUCAAGUUUUAAUGUCUCAUGCACAGUGAAAUGCCUUUCUUGCAAACUCAAAACCGAAGAAUGCAGUAAUCAAUAACAAUGUAUUAAUAGAAAAAAACACCAGAGAAAUAGGAAUGGGAAUGAUGAAAUACACAAUUAAGUAAGUAAGCAUACUAUAUACAGGGAAUAUUUAAAAAGUAAGUUGAUAAUGUUUUAUUUCUGUAUUUCAUUUAUAAUUUUCUAAUUCUCUCCUGACCAUGAACUAACUUUAUAUUGCCCUGUGGGAAGUAUAUUUGUACAUAUAUUGUAGUCCAAAGGUAAUGGUCUGGUAGUCAGCAGUAUGGAUGAGGCAUGCAUUGAUAUAUAUCAUUAAGACCAAAAAUGGACCCGUUCACAGCAUCUCAAUGUUUCAUCAUGUAUGAAUGCUUUAUUAUGAUAUUACUACAGAUAUUCCAUCUAUAAAGAGAAUGAGGGCAUACUUAUUGUAUAGUAAUUAAGUUGUAUAGAGGUUAUUAGUGUUAGUUCACAAGGACAUUUAAUAAUGGUUGAGUUUUAUAAGAUCUUUGUACUCAAAUGUUUGUUUGUUUUAUCAGUAAAAACAUCGAAUUUGGUCUGAUUUGUCAUGGUAAUAAUUUGUUACAGACGAAAUAAAACAGAAAUCACCAAAAUAA